AAUUUAUUGAAAAAAAAAAAUUUAAUAUAAAAAUUAUUUUAUUUUAUUUGGUAUGUAUAAUUGGAAUAUUCGGAUUAUGAAUUUGAGGAAUGAUGUAAAGAUCACGAGUAUUUUGGAGUUGUUCAAUACAAAACCGGACAGACUUGAGUCUUCCAGAGAGUGUUUCGAUAGAAUGAAAGGGUAUGGUUCGAGGCUCAAUCCUGAAUUUUUGUCGGUGCAUUUUAUGUUGAAUUGUCGUAAUGAAAAGCUAAAAACAAGGUUGAUUGAAGAAAAUACUACAGAGAUUAAUAUUAUAGAAGACAUUGUUGUCAAAUUUGAAUCGUUGGAGAUCAAUAAUAAUAAAACAUAUGUAGAGAAAGAUUCUUGGAGAAGAGAGGAUAGAAAUUGGCAAGGCUUUUCGUCUUGGAAGAGAACAAGCAGACUUUUAAGGCCAACACCAGCAACAACAAUUACAACAACAACAGCAGCAACAACAGCAGCAACAACAACAGCAGCAACAACAACAACGGCAGCAGCAACAACAACAACGGCAUCAGCAACAACAACAACGGCAGCAGCAACAACAACAACAGCAAUUACAGCAAUUUCAAAAAAACGGAGAUGAUACAAACCCCUUAUAAUUUAAGGCCAAGAAAUAAAAUUAAUUUUAUUAAUGAUAUUAUGAUUGACCUUCAAGUUAAUAAUUAUGAUUUUUCUUUUAUGAUAGAUACUGGUUCUCCGGUGUCAUCCUUGCCCAUGAAAGAGUUUGAAAAGCUUACGAAGGAUGAAGUUGUUAAUACUAAAGAAAUAGGAGAUAGGAAUGACACUAAUUGUAAAUAUUUAAAUGUGAUGAAUUUUUAUUCAAAACCCAUCAUUUUGCAGCAUUUUCCACUUUUCAGAUAUUCUGAUCUUAAUUGUUCUCAUAUUCACAAAGAUUCCAACUUUCAACAAAUGAAACCAAAAUAUGAUUGUUUAUCCUAUCAUGCAUCUCAACAGAUAAUGGAAACAUUAAUGCCAAGAUUAGUAUUGUCAGGACAUACUCAUUCUGAUUGCCAUAUAACUCAUAAAAAUAACAUUAAUGAAUAUACUGUUGGUUCAUUUAACUGGAGAAAUACAAAUAGACCUUCUCUCUUACUGCUAUCAAGCAACUCCCAGAGCUAUUUGGUAAAAAUGUGUCACGGGCCUGACGAAAACUUAAUCCUCAACAUCUAUUACAUCAAUAUAUUUCUGAUGUCUCUCUCAAUCAUGUUUUUAUUUGGAAUAAUAAUUUAUAGAAAUAUAUUACCCACCAAAAUUAUUGAAAAGAUGUAUUAAUGAAUUUUAAUUAU
Molecule: messenger RNA, 1307 nt
Organism: Gordionus sp. m RMFG-2023
Lineage: Eukaryota; Metazoa; Nematomorpha; Gordioida; Chordodea; Parachordodidae
Product: metallophosphoesterase 1-like
Exons: 6
Coding region: 601-1293 (230 amino acids)
Biological process (GO): GPI anchor biosynthetic process
Source: RefSeq, a predicted model, not a curated record